Messenger RNA from Ascochyta rabiei, 1410 nucleotides. RefSeq lists its product as uncharacterized. Bases 1 to 1410 code for a protein of 469 amino acids. Gene Ontology annotation, cellular component: nucleus. The record is from RefSeq and is a predicted model, not a curated record. Gene Ontology annotation, biological process: aflatoxin biosynthetic process; regulation of DNA-templated transcription. Gene Ontology annotation, molecular function: DNA binding; DNA-binding transcription factor activity, RNA polymerase II-specific; zinc ion binding. The transcript is spliced from 2 exons. NCBI's taxonomy places the organism in Eukaryota, Fungi, Ascomycota, Dothideomycetes, Pleosporales, Didymellaceae.
AUGUUCCGGACUGUUCCCCAGAUUCACACUCCUCAAUCUUCUCCGUCUCCUCCAACGGAUAACAUGCUCGCUCUGCCUCUAAACACAGCGGUGUCUACUGGCCCGAAUGAUCAAGCCAAGCCCAGGAAAAUGAGGGCUUCUUGCGAUGCUUGCUCUCGCGCGAAGGUCAAGUGCGACAAGGUCCGACCUACUUGCCAACGCUGUGGCAACAUGAGCAUCUGCUGCAAUUACUCUCCUUCGAUGAGGUUAGGCAAGCCGCGCAAGAACAGGAACCCUGAUGGCAGCAUUGCUCGCGACAUCUCCAGAGCUAGCUCAUGUGGCCCAUUUGGGGCCAGGCCCGAUAUUGCUCCACGAGCUGCUUCAUACACUGUGGAAAGCUCACCGGAGCCUAUGACUGAUCCGCUCUAUCUUCGCCCUUCGACGCCAAGCUUCCAUUUCCAAGACACCUUCGCAACGAAUAACUUCGAUGGCAAUCAAUCUCCUCCAUACUCAGAGGCCAGCUGGUCGAACGAGGAAACAAUGACGUUCCAAAAUCAGGCAGAAAUGAUGGUCUCCCUGCCUCAGUUUGCUCCUCUCUCGCCAUAUCGCGGCGCUGGACACACUCGCUCCACAAGCCUGCAAAGCCAACCAGAAUUUCUCGCCCCCAUGGACAACGGAUUGAUCUCGCCACCUAUGGCUAGCCCGCUUGUUUUCGGCCUGCAAGAUCAGCAAAGUCUUCCCAUGUUCGAGCCAGACGCUUUCUCCCUGUCCCCACCUUUGAUGGCGGCGCCGCUGCCCAGUCCAGCCUUUCCUGCUCCUGUUCAGAGUCAUGGUUGCACUCAAUUCGCGUUCCAGGUUUUGAACAGCCUUUAUUCGCCUCCGUCCUCUCAGACUUCCUUCGAUGACUUCAACGGCACUGAUGAUGGUCUUCCUACCCUUGACGCCGUUUUGUCAGCAAACAAGGCUGCAGUCGAGAGCCUCUCAGCUCUCCUGGGCUGCCCUUGCUCGGCAAACCCGCACUUUUCUACCACGAUUGCAUUCUCCAUUACUAAGAUCCUGUCUUGGUACCAAGCCAUUGCCGGCGUAGCUCAGGAUAUUGUCUCUCCUAUCAACACUCGCAUGGAGGCAUUCACACACACUCCCAUCCUCCUCGGGGAUUUCAAGCUCGAGAUCGAAGACGAAGAGACCUUCCGCACUCAGAUUAUCCUGGGCGAACUCCGGAAGGUUGAGAAGCUUAUCGACAUGUUUUCUGAGUGCUACUGCAGGGCUUCGAGCGACGGCAUUGACUGCAGCGUUUAUACUUCUUUGGAAGCUCUGCUCCGCACUCGCGUCCGUGACACUUUCCAGGUCACCAUGCGCACAGCACCGGCCGAUGUGAAGCGCCAGGUUGCCUCCCGUACGCAGAAUCGAGUGCGCGUCAAUACUUUGUAA